Messenger RNA from Aspergillus affinis, 1683 nucleotides. Its product is annotated as AFG1 family ATPase. The transcript has 4 exons. Bases 1 to 1683 code for a protein of 560 amino acids. Gene Ontology annotation, cellular component: cytoplasm; mitochondrion. The record is from RefSeq and is a predicted model, not a curated record. Lineage: Eukaryota; Fungi; Ascomycota; Eurotiomycetes; Eurotiales; Aspergillaceae. Gene Ontology annotation, biological process: protein quality control for misfolded or incompletely synthesized proteins. Gene Ontology annotation, molecular function: ATP binding; ATP hydrolysis activity.
AUGUCGGUGAGCGGGUCGUCCGCAAAGUUGUGCGCGGACAUCUUGCCGGGCGCGCUGAGGCCGAGCAACGCAUCUUUGCUCCGUGCCACUCCUCGGCGGACGAAGCGAGUGUACUCUCGGGAAUCCAGGCGCCAUGUGCACCAGCAUCCGAAUCACCUGCGGGCCUGUCGGGCGACGAUACCGCAAACCGGUCGCUUGAGCGCGCAACGGCUUCAGCCUAGCCCGUACGUGCGACGGUUCGCAACCGAGGCCGCGACCAACGCCGGCGAGGACACACCCGCGGACGCCGCAGCUGGGCUGCAAGGCGGUCCUUUGAAGGAAUACGAUCUACGGGUGCAGCAGGGUCGGUUGCGGGAUGACCCUCAUCAACGACAGAUCAUCGGGCAACUCCAAGACCUGUACGAACGUCUGAGACACUACAACCCUCCCCCGGUCGUUCAUCCGAGUGUCGAAUCGCUGGACCCGAAACCCAAGGCGUCGUUUCUCGGCUCCCUCUUCGGACGGGGUAAACAGGAGGAAUUGGCGAUUCCCAAAUCUCUCCCCAAGGGCCUGUACAUGUAUGGUGAUGUUGGGUGCGGGAAAACCAUGCUUAUGGACCUGUUUUAUGACACUCUGCCGCCCAAUAUCUCGUCUAAGACGCGAAUCCAUUUCCACAACUUCAUGCAGGAUGUCCACAAGCGGGUGCACGUGGUGAAGAUGCGGUUCGGCAACGACUUCGACGCGCUACCACUCGUGGCCGCCGACAUUGCGGAGAAGUCCAGCGUGUUGUGUUUCGAUGAAUUCCAGUGUACGGAUGUAGCCGACGCCAUGAUUCUGAGACGGCUGCUUGAGUCCCUCAUGGCCCACGGCGUUGCGCUCGUGACGACGUCCAACCGACAUCCCGAUGACCUGUACAAGAACGGAAUUCAGCGCGAGUCGUUCAUCCCCUGCAUCAACCUGCUCAAGACCGCCCUCGACGUGAUCAACCUGAACUCCCCCACCGACUACCGAAAGAUCCCCCGCCCUCCAUCCGGCGUCUACCACCACCCGCUAGACGAGGACGCGGGGCGUCACGCGCAGAAGUGGUUCGAAUUCUUGGGCGACCCCAUCAAUGACCCUCCGCACGCCGCGACCCAGGAGGUCUGGGGCCGUAAGAUCGAAGUGCCCAUGGCCAGUGGCCGAGCCGCGCAAUUUAGCUUCAACCAGCUGAUCGGCCGCGCCACCGGAGCCGCCGACUACCUCGAACUCGUGCGCAACUACGACGCUUUCAUCGUCACCGACGUGCCAGGCAUGAACCUAACCCAACGAGACCUCGCCCGACGAUUCAUCACCUUCAUCGACGCCGUCUACGAAAGCAGGGCCAAACUCGUCCUCACAUCCGCCGUUCCCCUCACGAACAUCUUCAUCUCUGAAACCGAAAUGAAAGACUCCCUCGACGAGUCCGACGGCAGCGACCUCUCCGAUGCCAUGCGCAUGAUGAUGGACGACCUCGGUCUCUCGAUGCAGGCGCUCAAAUCGACCUCUAUCUUCAGCGGCGACGAGGAGCGCUUCGCGUUCGCGCGUGCGCUUUCCCGUCUCUCCGAGAUGGGCAGCAAGGAGUGGAUCGAACGGGGUCUGGGGCUCGGGAUGUCGGCUGAAGAGGGGAAAGGGGAGCAUGAUGCUUAUAUGAAAGCAAGGAGUCAUUGGGGUGAGGAUAACAUGUGA